Bombus pascuorum is the source of this 3223-nucleotide messenger RNA. RefSeq lists its product as uncharacterized. The transcript has 2 exons. The record is from RefSeq and is a predicted model, not a curated record. Bases 282 to 1202 code for a protein of 306 amino acids. Lineage: Eukaryota; Metazoa; Arthropoda; Insecta; Hymenoptera; Apidae.
CCCAAUCCUCUGGAACACCGCUUACGACCGUGUACUUGAACCGUGAACGCUAUCAGGAGACUCGGACUGAGCGUGUCACCAACCAAAUCGGAAGCCCUGGGGUUCUUCGACCGGCGACGAAGAGAACCACCACCAACCGGACUGUCCAUCAAUAUCAACGGAGAGGAAGUGCCGGUGGGACACCAGAUGAGGUACCUGGGUCUCAUCAUCGACAGCCAGUGGACCUUCGAGCCGCACAUUGAACAACUGGUCCCAAGGGUGACUGCCGCGGCCAACGCCCUAUGCGGCCUACUGCCGAACGUGGGUGGAGCGGGAGUGGGCGUUCGCCAACUGUACGAGGGAGUCAUAAAAUCCCGAGUACUCUACGGAGCCCCAGUGUGGGCCGAAGACAUGAUGGAGAGCCGGCGCAGCCGGCUACUACUAAGGAGGCUACAAAGGACGACCGCCAUCCGCACAGCAAGAAGCUACAGGACGGUGUCAUACGCGACGGCGACCGUGCUGGCCGCGUCCCCCCCUUCGAGCUGCAAGCCCUCGCACUUCGAAGGGUAUACGACAAAAGGAAGAUCUCACGCCUGGACGGGCGCGCAACGACGCCACCACCCGACAACAGACCACCGUCGAGUGCACGGGAAGAAGCCAAACGGGAGACAUGGGAGCGAUGGCGCUCUCAACUGGUCGAGGAAGACACUACACGGCAACACCGGGCUGUUCGCGCCGUGCUCCCCAACUGGGAAACAUGGAGAGAGCAAGGCGGGGUACCGCUGACAUUCCGUAUGACACAGAUGCUCACAGGUCACGGAGUGUUCGGUGAGUACCUACUACGGAUCCGGCGGGAGGUGACCUCCAUAUGUCACCAAUGCGAGGAAGAGGAGGAUACGGUACAACACACGUGGGAGCGAUGCCCGGCAUGGGCAGACCAGCACGUCUUGCAACUCGACAUCGGCGAGAGCGUAGCCCGAGAAGCGAUCGUGAAGGCCAUGUUGAGAGGGCACCAGGAAUACACCGCCGUCCGCUCCUUCUGUGAGCAAGUGAUGCUAGCAAAAGAGCGGGCGGAGAGAGAAAAGAAAAGGAAACGCGACCCAGCAAGAGUGGAGCGACAAAGGAUACCCAGGCGCAACAGGGGGGGGGGUGGCACCGCCGCCGCCCCAGCUCGAGCGACAAGACUAGGAAAACGGAACACAAGGGAUGUGGUCCCCUCCUAGCGGACCAACACAAAUAUGGACGCCUCCCUCCUGAUAAAAAAGGGGAGAACACGAUUACCAUUGAUUGAAACAAACUUUACACAAUACGCCGGUAUUAGUUUCUAGUGCGUUUUGAUUAAAUGUAUUGCACCCAUAAAAAUAGACACAACAAUACGACACAAAUAAUAGUAAAUUUCAGAUUAAAUUUAGAAAGUAGUAUUUGUAAGAUCGUUACUAUUUCGCACUUUUCCAUGUAUGGAAUUGACCGAUAUGUCUUUUAGGGAAUUCGUAUCAUUGUUUUAUAUUAUUAUUAUGUACAUAACGUGUUACUAUGUUUACCCUUUUACUAUUAGUUUACUAUUAUCCUAUUAGAUUGCGUUAGAACAAGAGGACGGUAAGCAGAAUCGUGGUAAUUUGUCGAAUAAUCAAUAAAGAACUAAUUAUAAUAUUAUUUUUGAAAAUAGAUCUGAAUUAAUGUCAAGUCUCAUGGAUAUUUUUCAUCGAGACAUGAAUAUUUGAAACACGUGCAUUCUCGUUUCUCACACAGUCUGACAGGACGAAAGAAGGAAAUUAGUGACGAAAGAAGGAAAUUAGUGUAUGAAUGCGCGGUUCACUCACGAUCGAUGCAGGUAGAAAGUACUUACGAGGGAGAGUGUAAGGCGAGCGGAGAAUGGUGGAUAAGAAUGGGAAACGGAUCAGCCAAAUGACUGGCAGUCAGAAUAAUAAUAGUCCUGGUGUGUAAUUGUAAGUGUGCCGCGUUUUCAUGUCGUAAACAAUGCACGUAGUAAAAGGGUAAAUAGAGAAACGACCUUGUAAAUGAUUCUUUGUCGAUUACACGUUUGUCACGUUUGUUUACCAGCUAGACUAUAGUAAGUGCUAUUUUAGUAGAAUGCAAGAAAAUUGUGGGUGUCACGUUUAACCGCAGUUUCAUACAAAAAUCUGAACUUUAGAGCGAGAACGUUGUUGUGGAAGUAAUGAUAAGUAGAGUGCAGAUGUUUGUAUAAAUUCAUAUUUUUAUAAAUUGAAAAAAUGAAAUCUGAGUAGACGAUUGUUUUGCUAUAAAUGUUAUAAUGAGUACUAUGCCGUGUAUGUUUCAUAUUUCGUUCGAUCUAAUACUUCAUAUAUAAAACCUAUAGUACUCAUUGCUACAUAUAUAUCUAUUUAAUUAAUAGUUAUUAUUAAUAUUUGUAAUAAAACAAUUAUCUAUACAGGAAGCAUAAAAGUUUCAGUAACGAUAUAGUACAUGACAUUAGCAUUAUGUUAGGCAUUAUUUUACAUUAGUUUUGGAUUCCCGUUUUCUCGCUUGCAUGAAGGAAAAGGAUUAGACUCUUGCUUCGUUGGAAUUGAAACUUAAAUAACUCAGUUUAAUAUUCCUUUGAAAUUACUUAACUUGUGACUUAGAGAGUACACAUAGAUACCCCCCGACCAUUACAUUAAACAAUUGUACGUCCCUGUUUAUAAAAUAUGUACGUUGUCAUUUACUAUAUAACAUUUUGUUCAAUCUUAAUAUCCAGCUCAGCGAUCUCACACCCACAAUGAUAUACCUUUGCCACUCGAGGUAUACCGAUUACUUGAACGUUAUCAGUUUGCUACUAAUAUUCCCUGCUUUCUGUUCGUUAGCCAUAAGCGCGCGUCAAUUUGUUCACGCGCCUUGGUCUUUCCUGUAGCUCCCGGCUAUACGUCGCAUUGAUUCGUUUUCGCUUCUAUUUCCUCAGCAGUCAGUGUAAUUAACAACAUUGGAUUUGUCAAGAUGGUUACGGUUAUUGGCGAUUUUAAAGUAAGAUUUCCUCAAGUCCCCGAUCAAGGGAACUUGGAUGAAGGUGGUCUUAUUUGCGCCUUUUGACGUUAUAUGAGAUUUUCUUAUUUCACAAGAUCUUUACUAAGCAAAUCCUUAAGACACGACCUUAAGAUUAAUCUUCAGUCGCAGUUAUGAAAUCAAAAGACAUCUGAAGACUGUUCUUGAGACGAUCUCAAGUAUAAGACUGGGCUAUGAAUAUCAUCCAUAGAUUUAUAUGAAGCAGGUCAUAUGGGAUGCAAUUUUG